This is a messenger RNA of Belonocnema kinseyi, 7074 nucleotides long. Its product is annotated as zinc finger protein 33A-like. Gene Ontology annotation, molecular function: DNA-binding transcription factor activity; RNA polymerase II cis-regulatory region sequence-specific DNA binding. Bases 1 to 2679 code for a protein of 892 amino acids. The record is from RefSeq and is a predicted model, not a curated record. NCBI's taxonomy places the organism in Eukaryota, Metazoa, Arthropoda, Insecta, Hymenoptera, Cynipidae. Gene Ontology annotation, biological process: regulation of transcription by RNA polymerase II. The transcript has 7 exons.
AUGGUCUUUUUUCAAUUUGAAAUUCGUGCGACGGGUAGCGCGAAUGAGAAGUUAAGAUCGAGAGUCUGCGCACUGAUGAGCCGCGUCUGGCAGCACUGCACGGACGCUCUUCUAGCUCCCUCCAAAACCGAGCAUUGGCAACACUUUUUUUUUCGCCUCACUCCGGGAACUCGAGGAGCGAGUUGGACCUUUCCUGCCGUGCCGCCGCCUUCCAAACGACUGCUUUUCCCCAAAGCAUUUCUCUUCUCGCCCUUCCUGAUCUCUCGGACUCGCUCGGAUUUUUACUUCGCAGUUGUUGGCUCUGUUUUUCGGCCGACUCCACCUGGGACCGGAGGUGGUGCAGAAGGUGGCGGAUUUCAAGGAAGAGAUAGGCGAAAAUCGACGAUACUGGAGUGUGACGGGUAUCUUUAUUUGGAACCACUCAAGAUAUUUCCCGCCGACCAAUUUGUCGUUGUGGAGAGAGUCGGCGUGGACAAUGCAUUGACAACAGUACUAGAGACGGAGGGGCCAACGACAGCAGCGGCUAGCCAGACGAACAGUUCGAUCACCACCCUAACGAACAUGUGUACCACUCCCGGCAAUCCAGGUGCUGGGUUCGGGUACGCCUGGUCGUUCGGUGGGCCUGGCACCGAGACUCGCGAGAACACGCAGAGCGACCUGACGUCAAACAUCAGCUAUGCAGUCAACAACAACCAGGACCAGGGAUCCAGUCAGAAGAUCCAGGUGGACAUCAAGCCCGCGAAGGUCGCGAACAGCGCCCACCGUCGACCCAUGUUCGCGAUGAACGAGAGUUGUCAGCAGACGCCGACGACCCACCAUGGCCACACAGGAGCACACAAUCAAACGCACGGUACGCACGUGCGAACCAAAAAGCAUCACGACGUAUUUUCCUUAACCUGCGAUAAGGGCGGCUGCAAUUGCGACGCCGCCCAUCCCACGCCCCCACCUUCUCUAUUUCCAAAUACUUUAGUUUUUACCACAGCAGACAAGCACGCGAUGAGCAAGCACUUCAUGACUCCUCUCGGACCGCUCCAGCUGACCGCGGAAGAGUGCAAUGAGAUCCUGAUGAAGAGGGCAGCGGCCGCCUCGAAUCAGGCCAAUGCCAACAAUGUCGCGGCCAGUCAGACCGACACCUCGAGCCACUUUGGCCACGUGCUCACCCACGUAAACACAACCCAGAUUGAGACGAAAGCCAAGGCGCAACAGGACAUGGGAAGUCAGGUGCGCGUUCCCAAGGAGCGGCCCUACUCCUGUUCCGAGUGCGGCAAGUCGUUUCUCCUCAAGCAUCAUUUGACAACGCACGCGCGGGUCCACACUGGCGAGAGGCCGCACAUUUGUGUCCACUGUGGCAAAAGUUUCGCGCACAAACACUGUCUACACACUCAUCUGCUUCUGCAUAGUGCCGAGCGACCAUAUCAGUGCCGCGAAUGUAAAAAGUCCUUCACACUGAAGCAUCAUUUAGUGACACACACUCGUGUUCAUACGAGGGAGAGGCCGUUUGUAUGUCAGGAGUGCGGCCGAGCAUUUCCUCUCAAGCGCCAUCUAGUGACCCAUAGCAAAUUCCAUUCCGGCGAGCGGCCCUUUGUCUGCGAGGAGUGCGGCGAGUCGUUCUCGCAAAAGGACCAUCUGACGAUGCACUCGCGCUUCCACGGCAGUCUACAUCCAUUUGUUUGCCACGACUGCGGCGCCACCUUCCAGAGAAAGUUUGAGCUGGUCAAUCAUGGCCGACUUCAUGGCCGAGUGCCGCACUCUUGUAAUGUUUGUGGCAAGGAGUUCUUGCAGAAGAGAACACUGCUGGCCCAUAUGCGACUGCACACUGGGGAGACGCCUUUUGCCUGCACAGUGUGCGGAGAGGCUUUCCCGAGGAAGGCGGACCUAGUUGCACACUCCAAGAUUCACAAUAAUAAUACGGAUACUGAUGAGAAGUCACUCACUUGCAGGGAAUGCGGUUUGGGGUUCCAGAAUCGGGAAGCUCUAACGUUGCAUUUAAGGUUACAUUCUGGGGACAGGACGCUAGUAACGGAUCUCUGUGGUCUAGCAGCGGCCUUCCAGCAGUCUCCAGGACACUUCCUUACUCCCAAUACCUCCGGGACUCACCAGAAUUUCCAGAUGAACGGACCGAUUGGCACACCGAGUGUGAGUCACAUGCACGGUGCGACGCAAACCUCACCUCCCGUGGGCUCGGGGCCGAAACCAAAGCCCCACGUAUGUCCCGACUGUGGUCGCGGCUUUGCACAGAAGCACGGACUCUCUCAGCAUCAGCGGCGUCAUUCGGACGGCAGUUGUCACAUAAGGUCGCACGUUUGCGACAAAUGUGGGAAAGCGUUCUUCCAAAAGAAUCACCUUUUGCUGCAUCAGCGCCAACAUAUGGACCCGCCACCUAGUAUAUUGCGCCAACAGCAGAGACAAGCGGCCCAGGCCGCCGCUCAACAGCAACAGCAGCAACAGCAGCAGCAGCAACAAAAUCAACAGCAGCAGGUGCAACAGGUGCAAGUUCAGCAGCAGCAGCAAACGUGUACUGUCGACACAAAAGCGAUUCAACUGCAGGCGAUACAGCAGCAAGUGCAGCAGCAGGUCCAACAACAGGUUCAGCAGCAGCAACAACAGCAGCAACAGCAACAACAACAGCAAUCAUGCUCGGUGGACACUAAAGCAAUACAAUUGAACGUCACCAUGUGAGACGAUAUUAAGAGCCGGGAUUGGACAAUCCCCGAUGCGAUUGCACACCCUCAUGCGCACCCUGCUGCCACCCUCUGCACGCACUUCUCUUGUACUAACAUUACACAAUAGUUAUAUUUAUUAUUAUCUCUAGAAGCAAGUACGAGUACAUACGAAGUAAUCAGUUUUAUUACAAGAGUAUAUAUACAAAGUAUACAUAUUAUAUUCUAAUAAUGUAAGGCUUGUAACAAGAAAAUAAAAGUAACCAUAUAUUAGUGUUUUACAUAUAUACUUUACAGUAUAUAUAUAUAUUAUAUAUAUAUAUACAUAUAAAUAUAUCAUUUGAUUAUAGAAUUGUAAAAUGAAUUACUAAACAGAUUAGUUGCCUUAUCGAGAAGAAUUUUAAAGAUUAUUUUAACUAUUGUUUGGUGAACUCUUUUUUUUUUUAAUUUUUUUUUUUUUAAUUUACUUUUUAAUUAUUGUAGGAUAUGACUUUAUAAGAUAAAUAAAAAAAAUGCAUAUUGAAUAAAAGAAAGAAGUAAAACGCAACCAGUUCCCUCUGUUAUUCGAUAAUUGUUGCUUUCUGUCCUUAGCCUGCGUUGUGUCGGUCUGCUGUGUCUUGAAAGGGAUUAUUUGUGAAUGAUUGUCUGCGCAUCGUGGAAGGAUAUCAAAAAUGAGGAGUGUGUGUGUGUGUGUGUGUGAGAGAGAGAGAGAGUGAGAGGGUGGCAACUGCGCACUUACGAGGCAUCUAAAUCGCCCGACGUCUGAGAGUACGAUUGAAAAUCGUAUAAAUGCAGCUGGUCAUCCCAGUGAUUAUUGACUGUCAGUCCAUUUCAAAUUGCACAGGAUUCCUUAAAAGAAAGGACUUGAGUCGGUCAAAUGUAUUGUCCCAAUAUGUUUUAUAGGCAUAAAAAGGCAUUAGAACACUUUACAAGGCAUUGCAGAAAUGCAGUGCGCUUCAAUCAAUGAUAGGUAUGAUUAAAAUGUCAACAUCUGGUUACGGCUUCAUUUUAGGCUUGAAAAAAAUUAAGAAAAACAAUUGCAGAUGUUCCUGUUACCGAAAUAUUUUUAUAUGACCAUUAUUCGGUUCGAAAGGACCAAUACUCGAUUUAAAAUUACCAUUACUCGAUUCACAAUGACCAUUACUCGAUUGACAAUGACCAUUACUCGAUUCACAAUGACCAUUAUUCGAUUCACAAUGACCAUUAUUCUAUUCCGAUUACCGUUACUCAAUUUAAAAUGAUUAUCACUUGAUUUAUAAUGACCAUUAUUCUAUUAAGAAUGACCAUUAUUCCAUUCCUAUUACCAUUAUUCGAUUUAAAAUUAUAAUUAUUCGAUUCCGAAUUACCAUUAUUCCAUUUAAACUGGCCGUUAUUUAUUUGAUAUAAAAUGACCAUUAUUCGAUUUGAAAUGACCUUAUUUGAAUCAUAAUGACUAUUUUUCGAUUUACAAUUACCAUAAUUCGGUUCAAAAUUUCUAUUAUUAGAUACUUGAAUGACCAUUAUUCGAUUUCAAUGGCCAUUAUUUGAUUCACGAUGACAAUUACUCGAUUCACAAUGACUAAUAUUCGAUUCCAAAUGACCAUUAUUAGGUUUAAAAUUACCAAUAUUAGAUAUUUAAAUGACCAUUAUUCGAUUCAGAAUGACCCAUUCUUGGAGAGACGGAAUAAGAAGGUGCUACGGAUUUUGAUGGUGCUGAUGUUUACAAUAACAUUUAUAUAGGAUGUUGAAGCUUUGAGAGUUCGCCACAAGAGUUACAUGGAACCUUGUCAUUUGGACACGUUAAUGUGUCAUUUUGAAUAUAAUAAUUGUCAUUGAGUCGAAUAAUGGUCCUAUUGAGUCAAAUAAUGGUCAUUUUAAAUCGAAUAAUGGUUAUUUAGAGUAUAACAAUGAACAUUUUGCGUCAAAUAAUGGUAAUUUUGAAUAUACAAAUGGUUAUUUAACAUCAAAUAAUAGUCGUUUUGAGUAAAAUAAUGGUAAUUUUGAGUAUAAUAAUAGUCAUUUUUAAUCGAAUAAUGAUCAUUUUCAAUAGAAUAAUGGUACUUUUACAUCGAAUUAUGGUAAUUUUGUAUCAAAUAAUUGUCAAUUUUUAAUAGAAUAAUGGCUAUUUUCUAUUGAAUAAUGGUUAUUUUAAAUCGAAUAAUGGUCAUUUUGACUCAAAUAACUGUCAUUUUCAAAUCGAAUAAUGCUCAUGUUGAGUAUAGUAAUAGUCAUUUUCAAUUGAAUAAUGGUAAUUUCAAAUCGAAUAAUGGUCAUUUUGUGCCAAAUAAUUGUCCAUUUGUAAUCAAAUAAUGGUCAUUUUGAGUCGGAAUAGUUGUCAUUUUCAAUUGAAUAAUGGUCAUUUUGUGUCGAACAAUGGUAACUUUCUAAUGGAAUAAUGGUCAUUUUGAGUCGAAUAAUUGUCAUUUUCAAAUCGAAUAAUGCUCAUAUUGAGUAUAAUAAUAGUCAUUUUGAGUCGAAUAAUGAUCGUUUUCAAUGGAAUAAUGGUCAAUUUUCAAAUCGAAUAAUGGUCAUUUUCAGUAUAAUAAUAGUCAUUUUGAGUCGAAUAAUGAUCAUUUCCAAUUGAAUAUUGGUCAUUUUAAAUCGAAUAAUGGUCAUUUUCAGUAGAAGAAUUGUUAUUUUAAAUCGAAUAAUUGUCAUUUUGGGUGCAAUGUUUGUCAUUUUCAAUUGAAUAAUGGUAAAUUUAAAUCGAAUAAUGGUAAUUUUCAGUCCAAGAAUUGUCGGUUUCAAUGGAAUAAUGGUCAUUGUAAAUCGAAUAAUGGUCAUUUUCAGUCGAAUAAUUUAAAUUUUCAAUCGAAUAAUGGUCAUUUUUUUUUAUCGAAAAAUGAUUAAUAUACAUAUGGAUUUCAAAUUAAAGAAUGAAACAUCCACGGAUACAAUCAUUAGACGAUUUUAAAAAUUGCCUUCUUUACGUUUUUGGUAAAGAGCUUUAGAAUCUCUUUUGUUUGUACAGCCGUAAAUUUGCAUUAAAAAAAAAAAAAAAAACAUUUUUUUUCUAGCCGUUGCCGUAACCAGCCAAUAAGUCUAGCCAGAUUGAUUCCAAUUUGGUUUUUAAAAGAGUAUGAAUCAACAUCGUAUAAAUGUCUCUACAGUCUUCGAAAAUCUAAACUUGAAAAAAAAGUUGUGAUAAUUUUUUUUAUAUUUGUGCAACAUACUGCGUCAACCAUUUGAUAUGGAAUCAGUUUUUGUUUUCAUCGCGUACCUUAUCGCUUCGCAGUUUUCUUCGACGAGCUUGAAUGAAGAUUUUUCAAAUAAACGAUAUUAUAAGAAAAUUACUCCCUCGUACCGAAUAUUUCCCUGCGAUAUUAUUCCGACUUGUCCAAAACUCUGAAAAGUUAUUGAAAAAUGUGCACUUUUCUACCUAGAAUUUUUAAACGUUUUCGUUUCUGCGAUCAUGACCCAAACCUUGUUUUAAAAAAUGUUUUUUUUUUUUUUAAUUUCGUCCCUUGCUGGAAAGCAAAUUUUGUUUGGUCUGUAUUUUCCACAUGACUUGGUGACGAAGUAGUCUUGGAUAAAAAGAUGGAAAAAUUGAUAGUAUGUAGAAACGACUAGAGAAUUUUAUACUUUUAGCCUGAGUGUAGUCACUCGAAUAUUAUAAGUGUGAAGAAAAAAGAAAAGUUGCGAAGAUUUUGUACUGUCCCUUGAGGAGGGGUUAAAAGAAAGUAUCUGCGUUUACUGUAUAUUUGAGGAAUAUACAAAAGGUAUGAAAAACGUGUCGCAAGUAGAUAAAAAUACUGGAAAACUGGUCAAUAUUUGCUGUACAUAGUGAAAAUGGAUAAGAAUGACCUUUAUUAUCUUCUCUCAAUGAACGGAUCUUAACUGAAAGUUCAUAAUCGGAUAUUUAUUUUUCUUUAUUUUAUUGUAUUUUAUUUUAUGGGAGAAUAACAGGGGCCGUUUUAAUUCAAAGUGAAAGUCUGAGAGGGCCCAAGUGCCAUUAAUUCCCUACUCAUAGAUAUCCUUGAAAUUUUUCCAGAGCAGAGUCGAAGAGAAUAAAGAAUAUAUUUUCCCAAUUUUAGAAAAACAGCUUCGAUUAUUCUAUUCGAUUCUGGAAAUAUAAAAGAGGGGCCAUAUUUCACAUGCAAAGAGGGCGAAGGGCCAAUAAUUGUCUACUUUCGUGGACGUUUUUUUUUCUUCUUUUUAUCCAAGUCUAUCGAAGUUACGCCAUUGACUUUGACUUAUCGAGUAGUUGUACAUUUGAUUUCAUUCAUGAACGAAUUCACGAAUACGAAUACGAAUGAAUCUCUUUCUACGUAUUCUGCAAGUGCGUAUAAUAAGUAUAUAUAUAUAUGCAAUUUACUGCGCUGUGCUUGUACAAAAAAGCGAGAGAUUCAGCAAUGCUAUCAGUCGAUAGUAUGACCUAGCGUUAUUCUGUUGUAUUUCAUUUAUCUGAUAUAAAUAAAUAAACUUUGUUUCUUAA